AUGAGCGACUCUGGAACUGCAGAUUUCUUCUACAGAGAAGCUCAGCGACUUGGUUAUGUUGCUCGCUUGGCCUUCAAGUUGGAAGUACAGCUACUCCAGAUUCAGAAACAGUACAAAUUGAUAACACCUGGUUCCUCUGUUGUUGACCUAGGUUGUGCUCCUGGUGCUUGGCUUCAGAAUUAUAUGGCGAAAGAGGGAAGAAUUAAUUGUAUAAGGCGAGAUCGAUAUAGGGAUUUUUUGACUGAAGGGUAUUUUAGGAAUAAGGUUAAGAAUUCUAUGGCGGUGGUUGUGGGUUGGUUCUUGUUGACUCAGAUUAUCCGACAUAGAUUCAAGAAGAUGGGUGGGUUAACAAGGAUUAAAGAUUUUUUUUAA
Lactuca sativa (garden lettuce) is the source of this 372-nucleotide messenger RNA. RefSeq lists its product as uncharacterized. The record is from RefSeq and is a predicted model, not a curated record. Gene Ontology annotation, biological process: RNA methylation. Lineage: Eukaryota; Viridiplantae; Streptophyta; Magnoliopsida; Asterales; Asteraceae. Gene Ontology annotation, molecular function: rRNA (uridine-2'-O-ribose)-methyltransferase activity.